Durotheca rogersii is the source of this 2145-nucleotide messenger RNA. RefSeq names its product Nop domain-containing protein. NCBI's taxonomy places the organism in Eukaryota, Fungi, Ascomycota, Sordariomycetes, Xylariales, Xylariaceae. Gene Ontology annotation, cellular component: box C/D methylation guide snoRNP complex; small-subunit processome. The record is from RefSeq and is a predicted model, not a curated record. Bases 214 to 1749 code for a protein of 511 amino acids. The transcript is spliced from 3 exons. Gene Ontology annotation, molecular function: snoRNA binding.
CCCCAUACAGGUACGUACUUUCGCAAGCUUUAGUGGCCAUUCACUCGGUGAGCCAAGUUCCAAUCCAAACUAGUAAAAAAUUUAUGUCUUUUUUUUUCCCCUUCACUUCUUCUCCCCCACGACGCCAGACCGUGAUCAACCUCAAUCCAUCCCACACAGGAGAACAUCCAGGAUUCUCAUGUGCAAAUCAACGCAGAAUUCACACCAGACACGAUGACGCAGAUAGAUUUUCUUCUGCAUGAGUCCGCUGUUGGCUAUGCCAUCUUCAAGGUCGUCCACCAGCAGGACACGGUGGGCUUGCACCUGAAGGAGGUGCAGAAGGCUGGCCAGGACCUCUCGAAAUUCGGCAAGAUGGUGCAAUUGGUUAAUUUUGCGCCCUGGAGAAAUGCCGCCGACGCUCUGGAAAACAUCAACCUGAUCUCUGAGGGCAUCCUUCCCGAUUACCUGAAAUCCAAUCUCGAGCUCAAUCUUCCCCAGGCCAGGAAGAGCAAGAUUGUGCUGGGCGUCGCGGACAAAAACUUGGCCGGCUCCAUCAAGGCCGAGUUCCCGGGUGUCGAAUGCGAAACUGGCGACACGUCCGAGGUCGUGGCCGAUCUACUGCGAGGCAUCCGCCUACAUGCCUCCAAGUUGCUCAAGGGCCUUGAAGAGGGAGACGUAGAGAGGGCCCAGCUAGGUCUCGGUCACGCAUAUUCGCGCGGGAAGGUUAAGUUUAAUGUCCACAAGAACGAUAACCACAUCAUCAGAGCCAUCGCGACACUAGACAACCUCGACAAGGGCAUCAAUAUCUUUUCUCAGAGGGUUCGCGAAUCAUACGGGUGGCACUUCCCAGAACUCUACAGCAUCGCUUCCGACAACCUCACAUACGCGCGAUUGGCACUCUUCAUCGGUGACAAGGCGACCUUAUCGGAGGACAAGCUGCACGAUGUGGCUGCCCUCGUCGACGACGACGAGGACAGGGCGCAGGCCAUUCUCGCCAAAGCCAAGAUUUCUAUGGGGCGGGAGCUAUCGGAGGUUGACAUGGCCAACAUCUCCACCUUUGCCGAGAAGGUUGUUAAGCUGGCCGAAUACCGGAGGACGCUCUACAGCUAUUUGGUUGAUAAGAUGAGUACGGUCGCGCCAAACCUAGCCGCGCUCAUCGGAGAAGUUGUUGCCGCCCGCCUCAUACAGAAAGCCGGCUCCUUAACCAACCUGUCCAAAUACCCAGCUUCGACGCUUCAGAUUCUCGGGGCCGAGAAGGCCCUGUUCCGGGCCUUAAAGACAAAGGGUAAUACUCCCAAAUUCGGCCUCAUCUACCACAGCACAUACAUUGGCCGAGCAAGCCAGAAGGACAAAGGUCGUAUCUCGAGAUAUCUUGCCAAUAAGUGUAGUAUCGCUAGCCGGAUCGACAACUUUGCCGAGCAACCAUCCAAGAGGUUUGGAGAAGCGUUGCGGAAACAGGUGGAAGACCGAUUGGAGUUCUACGCGACCGGCAAGAAGCCAACCAAGAAUAGUGACGCGAUGAACCAGGCCAUGGCCGAUAUUCUGGCAGACGGUCAAAGUAUGGCCGUCGACAUAGAGAUGAUUGACGCGCCGCCGCUGAGUACGGCUCCUACGACGAAGAAAGAAAAGAAGUCGAAGGACAAGAAAGAAAAGAAAGAGACGAAGAAGGAUAAGAAGCGCAAGCAUAGCGAUGCGAAUGGUGCCGUGGAAGUGGAGGCUGAUGGAGAGAAGAAGAAGAAGAAGAAAAAGAAGAAGCACGGGGAUGAGUAGAACGUAGGGGUCGAGGUAAUAAAGGAGGCUAGGGAGUUUUGACGUUGGGCCAGGCAUCGGUUAGGCGUUCUGGACUUGAAGUGUCUUUAUAGUGGUGUUUUGCUCAAAUGGCAGAACCAUACAUACCCUGUUCCUAUUUUCCCUUGUUUCCCUGUAAGAGCUUGAUUUUCUCGCUUGCCUCUAUGGCUAACCGAACAACGCGGCCUUUUCAACUCUUCUCAGUAACGCUUACCGAGGCAGGAUAGGCUAUGAGGUAGCUAUCUCGAACUACGGGGGGAUUCGACCACGACGCUGGAAACGCUAAACACGCGACUCCUCUUCUCGAGCCUCGUUCCCAUCUACUGUUUGCCGGGGCACGCGUAGAAAGGACUCCGGACACCCAUCUCAUGACACGAU